AUGUUGACACCGCCGGGCGAAGAGAAGCCCCAGAAGCGGGUGAGGUUCCGCGUGGCUUCGGCGAACAGUGGUCGGGUGCUGAAGGAGAUUUUUAAAGAUAGGGGGCCAUCUGACUCGUUGGAUUCAGAUUGUACUAGUAGUUCAGAUGUGGACCGGGCCAGUACGCCUUCCACAAGUGGAGAUGCUAACGGACAUGGUUUUCUACAUGGGUUUCUGGGCUCCGAGUUGGAUGAUAGCGAGAGCGAGCGGGAUGAUUUGCUCAUGUAUGCUGGGGCCUCAAAGGACAGAGCACCGAUUAGCCACAAGCAUGUCAACAUCCUCAGCAAAAAUGGGACUGUAAGGGGGGUCAAGCACAAAGUCAGUGCAGGUCAGGUCUUAUUUGAAAACCUCCCUAAUGCAUUAGUCCAGCCCGAGUUGACACUAGAAUUUGGGCGGGUAGUGAUCUACACCACCAGCUUUCGAGUAGUAAGGACCACGUUUGAGCGGUGUGAGUUGGUCCGGAAGAUCUUUUCAAACCACAGGGUCAAGUUUCUGGAAAAGAACAUAGCCCUGGACUGUGAGUAUGGGAAGGACCUGGAGGAACGAUGCAAGCGUGUGGGCGAACCUCCCUCUCUACCAGUCGUGUUCAUCGAUGGACACUAUCUCGGGGGUGCUGAGAAAAUAUUGGACAUGAAUGAAUCAGGAGAACUUCAGGAUCGUCUGGCCAAAAUUGAGAGGGUACAGCACCCCCACACAUGCCAGACCUGUGGGGGCUUUGCCUUCGUCCCGUGCCCCAUGUGCCAUGGUAGCAAGUUGUCAGUUUUCCGCAACUGCUUCACAGAGUCGUUCAAAGCCCUGAAGUGCACCUGGUGCAACGAGAAUGGCCUGCAGCCCUGUUCCAGCUGCAGCCAAUGA
Molecule: messenger RNA, 894 nt
Organism: Salvelinus namaycush (lake trout)
Lineage: Eukaryota; Metazoa; Chordata; Actinopteri; Salmoniformes; Salmonidae
Product: glutaredoxin domain-containing cysteine-rich protein 1-like
Exons: 5
Coding region: 1-894 (297 amino acids)
Biological process (GO): sensory perception of sound
Source: RefSeq, a predicted model, not a curated record